This is a messenger RNA of Nicotiana attenuata, 531 nucleotides long. RefSeq lists its product as uncharacterized. The coding region runs from base 1 to 531 and encodes 176 amino acids. The record is from RefSeq and is a predicted model, not a curated record. The transcript has a single exon. Lineage: Eukaryota; Viridiplantae; Streptophyta; Magnoliopsida; Solanales; Solanaceae.
AUGGCGAUUGAAGGUGAUCAAGUCAAUGCCUCUACCACUCCAACUCGUACUGCUACAGCUACGACCUCAGAGAAUGGCAAUUUUGUGGCCAGCUCCUCAUUUCCUGCUGUCGAUCACAACCAUCCUCUGUACCUACAGCCUAAUGACACACCAGGUAGUUCUCUGAUCUCUCUUCAGCUUACUGGAUCUGAUAACUACGCCUUGUGGAGUCGUGCAAUGCGAAUUGGCUUAUUAGGUAAAGGCAAGUUAGGUUUUGUUGAUGGUAGGUUUCUUAAGUCUAGGUUUGAACCUGAACUUCAUAAUUUGUGGGAGAAAGUGAAUGCUAUCGUUUUGUCAUGGAUAAUGAAUGCUGUGAGACCAGGUUUAUUGAGUAGUGUCUUAUAUGCAUCUAAUGCUCAUAAAGUGUGGGAAGAUCUAAAGGAGAGAUUUGACAAAGUUAACGGGUCCAGAAUUCUGUACCUACAUAGAGAAGUUCACACCUUAGUUCAGGGAGUUAUGAUUGACUAUUUCUCAAAACUAAGAGAACUUUAG